This is a messenger RNA of Cygnus atratus (black swan), 1894 nucleotides long. RefSeq names its product RIO kinase 2 (gene RIOK2). The coding region runs from base 90 to 1739 and encodes 549 amino acids. Gene Ontology annotation, biological process: maturation of SSU-rRNA; protein phosphorylation. Gene Ontology annotation, molecular function: protein serine/threonine kinase activity; ATP binding. The record is from RefSeq and is a predicted model, not a curated record. NCBI's taxonomy places the organism in Eukaryota, Metazoa, Chordata, Aves, Anseriformes, Anatidae. Gene Ontology annotation, cellular component: preribosome, small subunit precursor; nucleus; cytosol. The transcript has 10 exons.
GGCGGAGCAAAGGGCGGGGGGGAUGCGCAUGCGCGGUGUGUGCGCGUGAGGCCCGUCAGGCCUGCGCUGAGGGUGCGGGUGGGGCCGCCAUGGGGAAGCUGAACGUGGCCGUGCUGCGGUACCUGAGCGGGCAGCACUUCAGGGUGCUCACCGCGGUGGAAAUGGGCAUGAAGAACCACGAGAUAGUUCCUGCCAGCUUGGUCGCGCCCAUCGCCAGCCUGAAGCACGGCGGCUGUAACAAGAUUCUGAGAGAGCUGGUGAAGCACAAGCUCCUGGCUUACGAACGGACUAAAACGGUCCAGGGCUAUCGGUUAACUAAUGCAGGAUAUGAUUACCUUGCCUUGAGAACUCUGUCUUCCCGGCAAGUCAUCAGUUCUGUUGGAAACCAGAUGGGUGUUGGCAAAGAAUCAGAUAUUUAUAUUGUUGCAAAUGAAGACGAGCAGCAGUUUGCAAUGAAACUGCACAGGCUUGGAAGAACUUCCUUUCGCAGCCUGAAAAAUAAGCGUGACUACCAUAAGCACAGACACAAAAUGUCAUGGCUGUAUUUAUCCCGGCUAGCAGCCAUGAAGGAGUUUGCCUACAUGAAGGCUUUGUAUGACAGAGAAUUUCCUGUUCCAAAACCUGUAGACUACAACAGGCAUGCAGUUGUUAUGGAACUCCUUGAUGGCUACCCUUUAUGCCAAGUACACCAAAUAGAAGACCCUGCUGCUGUCUACAGUGAAUUAAUGGAUCUAAUUGUAAAACUUGGCAAUCAUGGUUUGAUUCAUGGGGAUUUCAAUGAAUUUAAUCUCAUACUGGAUAAUGAUGAUCAUGUCACUAUGAUUGAUUUCCCUCAGAUGGUAUCAACAUCACAUCCAAAUGCUGAAUGGUAUUUUGACAGAGAUGUUAACUGCAUUAAGGAGUUCUUUAAGAAACGCUUCAACUACGAGAGUGAGCUCUUUCCAUCAUUCCAAGAUAUCAGGAGAGAGAGUUCUCUUGACGUAGAGAUUGCUGCCAGUGGUUAUACAAAAGAAAUGCAGGAAGAUGAUGAACUGCUUUACACAGUGGGUUCUGAUGAGGAUGAUCAUACAACAGAGGAGAGGGAAUUUGUAGAAGAUGCUGAAAGUAACACCAACAUCCUCGGCCAAGAUAAAGAAAACAGUGCAGACUUCAUAUAUAAAGUGGUUUCUGAAGGCAGAACCUCUGAAGACUUGUAUCACAGUAAAGAUGCUGAAGCCACUGAAAGUAGUGAAAAUUCACGAAGACUGAGUAUGUCAGAGUUGAGUUCAGCCUUAGAAAAGGUUGAAGGGCAGCCUGUGCUUUGGAAGUCCAGUGAAGAUGCAGAGAGUUGUGCAAUUGGAUUUUCUGAGCACAAAAGAAUACCUGAAAAUGCUGCUGAAAAUCAGACGGGUCCAGCAGAGGGCUGCAGUGGUAAGGACAACGAAGAUGAAUGCCCUGAUCUGGUUGACUUGUCAACUUUAAAUAAGGAAUUGAUGCCUUACAGAAACGAAGACAGUAUGGUUCAUAUUGCGGAGCACAGAACAAGAACUAAAAGUACAUCAGCCAGCAGUGUUGGGAGCUGUUCAACCAUUCCACCGGAACUGGUGAAAAGGAAGAUAAAACGCCAGCUGACGAAACAGCAAAAGUCUGCUCUGAGGCGACGACUACAGAAAGGAGAGGCAAACGUUUAUACCAAACAACGUCGAGAAAAUAUGCACAACAUUAAGUCAAGCUUGGAUGCAGCUAGUUUCUGGGGAUAAUUUAUCAUAGCUGCCACAGAACAUGAGAAAACUCACAGUACAUACAGCUGAAACAGUUACUUAAUAGCCAACAAUUCUUUUAUACAGUGGAGGAAAAGUUCUUUACAACACAAUGUAUUUCUGGAAAUUAAUAAACAUCACUCUGGUUCCUCUGA